This is a messenger RNA of Cucurbita maxima (winter squash), 825 nucleotides long. RefSeq names its product elongin-C-like. The record is from RefSeq and is a predicted model, not a curated record. Gene Ontology annotation, biological process: ubiquitin-dependent protein catabolic process. Lineage: Eukaryota; Viridiplantae; Streptophyta; Magnoliopsida; Cucurbitales; Cucurbitaceae. The coding region runs from base 81 to 377 and encodes 98 amino acids. The transcript is spliced from 4 exons. Gene Ontology annotation, cellular component: elongin complex. Gene Ontology annotation, molecular function: protein-macromolecule adaptor activity.
AAAGUACAAUCGAAAGCCUGUUUCUUCGUUCAUUCAAGCGAGAGGGAGCGAGAGGAGGGAUUUCGAUAGUUCAGAGCGAAAUGAAGAAGGAAGAUACUGUAAAAUUGAUCAGCGCCGAGGGUUUCGAGUUCGUGAUUCACAAGGACGCUGCCAUGGUUUCUCAGACAAUUCGAAAUAUGCUUACUUCGCCAGGAAAUUUUGCUGAAUCGCAGCACAGAGAAGUGACUUUUCCUGAGAUUAGCACGCCCAUUCUCGAGAAGAUUUGCCAAUACUUUUACUGGCAUCUUCAAUUCGCCAGUGGGAAAGAGACCGAGUUCCCUAUUGAACCUGAAUUGACUCUCGAGUUGAUGAUGGCUGCCAACUAUCUCCAUACAUGAAUUAGAAGCUCUGGGCACUCUUCCACAGUGACCCAUUUGACAUUGGAAUCAGUAUUGUAGGCACAAAUAUUGCGGUGUAGUUUUUGUGCUUGGAAGCUCCAUUUUAUUUCUAAAUCAGAACGACUUUCUCCUCUCCUCUUCGUAGCAAAGGUAAACUCUCAUCUACUCUUCUUAGGGUCAUUGGCUACUGAACAUUUUUUCUAUACUUAGUUUUAUUGGAAUGGAAUGGCUUCUUUAUCUUCUCUGUGCAAAAAGGAGUAUAUUAUUCCCUGAAGACACAAAGGGGGGGGAGAUAGUGUGUUCCUUAUGGAUUUGUAUUUGUUAAAAGUGAAUGCUAAAUGUGAAUCAAUAAGCUGAGUAUUGCUUUUUAGGUGUGACUUUAAUGUUGCACUGUUUGAGAAUAAUAGCUAGGUUAAAUUAUACCAUAUACACCUAAACUUUGGGCCCU